Messenger RNA from Penicillium argentinense, 1998 nucleotides. Its product is annotated as GID4/VID24 family protein. The transcript is spliced from 3 exons. Gene Ontology annotation, cellular component: extrinsic component of membrane; GID complex. The coding region runs from base 1 to 1998 and encodes 665 amino acids. The record is from RefSeq and is a predicted model, not a curated record. Lineage: Eukaryota; Fungi; Ascomycota; Eurotiomycetes; Eurotiales; Aspergillaceae. Gene Ontology annotation, biological process: negative regulation of gluconeogenesis; proteasome-mediated ubiquitin-dependent protein catabolic process; protein catabolic process in the vacuole.
AUGCCCCCGCCCAACUCGGCAUCGCACGGCACUCCCACCCUUUCUCCGACUACCCCUACCCCUGCGACGGCGCUGGCGCCCGAACCCUCGUCCCGGUCCGACUCGCCUGCGCCCGUUCCUGCUGCGCCCGACGAUGGGGCAGAUGCUAUUCUCCCCCUCUAUUCCAGCUCGUUCCUGAUCACCCCACGCUCAAACCCACUUCCGCAACGGUCUUCGCCCCCGCGACACUCGAGUAGUCAAUACCCCUCCAACGCCAUGUCUCUACGGAUGGAGUUCGAUGAGAUGCAGCGUGAAAUAACGGGACAGACAGAGGAGGAAAACGAGACCAUGUGGGAGGAGGCACAAAACGAAGCACGGGCCGAAGCUAUGCUCCGAGAAGAUGUCAAUGUCGAGGAUUACCUGGGUUCGCAUGGUACAUGGAGGUUCCACCUUCCGGAUAGUGACUCAGAUGGGGAUCGAGAUGAUAGACAGGAUAUGACCUCCCAGAGAAACAGACAACCUGAUGACUUCACGCACCCCGAACGUCGCCCUCAAAUUCCUCUCCUGCGUCACUCGCUCGAUGUCGUUCGCCGCGCGCGCGAAGACCUCGAGAACAGGAACAACAACAUGUCCAACUACGAAUCGCCCCGCUCAAACCCCCGUUCUCUGUACGGAUGGGCGCCCGGCUCGGAGGAGAUCACUGUCACGACCGGCGGAGAAGUGUCCGAGGAUUUCAACGAUGUCCUGGAUCGGGCCAACGCGUCUGUUGGCGAGGAGCGUGGCCCAGCCCGCCUUCGCGAAUCCUCCGAUCGCUUGCUCCCGCGGCCUUCCACGGACGAUCACGCAGAGGGGAGCAGCCGAAUGCGAACUCCGCCGCUCUUGGCGAUGGAGGCUCUGCUGCAAUCUACAAGGCGACAGUCGCGCCUGUCACGAGCCCGCAGACUGGAAAACUACCUGCUGGAUGGACAGCCAAACCGGUCGCACGAAAACUCCGAUGAUACUGAGCGCGCAGCUCCCUCGUCUUCGUCCUCCUCACGAGCCUAUCGCUACCGUCCGGCGACUCGGGGCUUUACCUCCACAAACUUGCGUACGCAGCCGACGGCGCGCCAAACGCGCGUAAUUGGUGAUCAAAACUACAGCGUGAAAGAAAUAAUCAAUUAUCUGGGUGUUUUGCGCUUCUACUCUUACGAGGAAAGCAUUAUCACGACCGGAACGCGGAGCGUGUUCGAGGACGUAUUACAUUGGGAAGAUCCUGAUCUCGUUACGAAUAUCAACUCUAUCGCUCCACCGGCAACCUGUUCCUGGCUCCAACCCGGUAUCGUAUUUACAGGCCAUCAACGUGCCGCAAACACAGGUAGCUCGGUACUUCCCAACCGAGUGGCGGGCGCACGUGGAACGAACAACAGCGACCCCAUCAUCGUGGGUGGCUUCCAAGAACCGAACCCCAUUAGCGUCACCACGACGGCGGGACGGCGUUACAUGGCCAACAACCGGGACGAAAACUGGCCGGUUAAGCUCACCAUCCACGAAAUCAACUAUUCAGAUAUGACCCUGUCUGGCACGAUGGAAGCUUACAAUAUUCCCGACAAAAGCUCGCCCACCCACGACGCACAUAUCGUCACGUUCCUGGAGGGCGAAAUCAUCGACUUCCACAAACACACCCUGGAGACGGAGAAUUUCAAGGCAGAUAUUGAUGUCGAUAGCACAUACUGGCGCAAAUUGCCGCCCUUCAACAAAGACACGGAACCAGAGAUUGCGAAGAACCUGGUGAGCAGGAAAUGGCACACAGAAAAAAUGGCCGAGGGAUGGAUCUUGAUGCGGUGGAAAGAACGAUGCUUUAUCACACCAACCGACUCGCGUCAGGGUCUCACCAUCUCCGGGUUCUACUACAUUUCUCUACAACGCAGCUCCGGCCAGAUCGAUGGACUGUACUAUGACCCUGGCAGCUCGCCGUACCAGCAGCUGUCUCUGAAACCCGAGUCUGAGAGAAUGGUUCGCCCUACCUAUACCUUCCGGUAG